UAAAGGCUAGGUCAGGAAAAAGUGCAAAUAAAAUACUGGUCCAUAAAUUAACAGCGAACAUUCAAAAAAGUAUUCAACCUGAAUCGUAGCAACGUGACGACAGUUUGUGAUUAACCAAGCGUUUGAAAAACGGAUUUUCAAAAUCCGUCAAAAUGUCACCGUGUUUAAAGUACUUUAGUGCAGAAAUUCACUCACUUCAUGUUCACUGUAGUGGAGCACGCCAGAGAAGUUCACUGUUUUAAGAUGGCUGCCAGUAACUAACGUUGUCGACUGCGACUUUUCAUACCUAGAUUUAGGGAUUUCUCUUUGUCCAAUCCCGUGCCGUUCGAUGACGUUACAUAAAGACGUCACGAAAAAGCGACGCGUCGGCCAUGUUGUCCUCGAAGUGAGGAGCGCGGCGCGCUUAUUUUCAAGCGACUAGAGCGGAAGACACUCGAGCGCAACCUUACAGAACCGGGAGCGAGGAACGGCUAUGGACGCGGAUUUGGACCCGUGUCCGGUGGGGCCCGAGCGCGGGGACGCGGACGCCGGCCUGCCGGCGGCCUGCUCUUCCAACGGCAGCGGCGGCGAGGAGGACGACCCCGAGCCCGAGGUUCUGAGUCGGCAAGCGGGCGGCGACGGAGGCUCGGGAAGUCAACGCACUCCGGAGAGGAGCGUCUUGCUCGGCGGCAGAGAACAAGAAGUGUCGGUGGAAAUCGGAGAAACCUAUUUGUGCCAACGAGCCGACAAAACGUGGCACGCGGCCGAAGUGAUCCAGUCUCGGCUAAACGAGCAGGAAGGAAGAGAAGAAUUCUAUGUGCACUAUGUGGGCUUCAACAGGCGCCUGGACGAAUGGGUGGGCAAAGGGCGCCUGGCGCUCACCAAGACGGUGAAAGACGCGGUGAGGAAGAGCGUGGAGGUGGGCGGCGUAGGCGACAUCGGCGAGCAGCCCGAGCGCAAGAUCACACGCAACCAGAAACGCAAACACGACGAGAUCAACCACGUGCAGAAGACGUAUGCCGAGAUGGACCCGACGACGGCGGCGCUGGAGAAGGAACACGAGGCGAUUACCAAGGUCAAGUACGUGGACAAGAUCCAGAUCGGCAACUUCGAGAUCGACGCCUGGUAUUUUUCGCCUUUCCCCGAAGAUUACGGCAAGCAGCCCAAACUAUGGAUCUGCGAGUACUGCCUCAAGUACAUGAAAUAUGAAAACACUUUCAGGCACCACCUGUCCAACUGCCAGUGGAAACAGCCCCCGGGCAAGGAAAUCUACCGUCGGAGCAACAUCUCAGUGUACGAGGCGGACGGCCGCGACCACAAGAUCUACUGUCAGAACCUAUGUCUGCUGGCAAAACUAUUCCUGGACCACAAAACUCUCUACUUUGACGUGGAGCCUUUCAUCUUCUACAUCCUCACCGAGGUCAACAAGCAGGGGGCGCACAUCGUGGGCUACUUCUCCAAAGAGAAAGAAUCUCCGGACGGGAACAACGUGGCUUGCAUCCUGACUCUGCCCCCGUACCAACGACGUGGCUACGGGAAGUUCCUCAUUGCCUUCAGUUACGAGCUAUCCAAAUUGGAGAGUGCUGUAGGCUCCCCCGAGAAGCCGCUCUCCGACCUAGGCAAGCUGAGCUAUCGCAGCUACUGGUCCUGGGUUCUUCUGGAGAUCCUCCGAGAUUUCAGGGGCACACUUUCCAUCAAAGACCUCAGCCAGAUGACGAGCAUCACGCAGAGCGACAUCAUCAGCACUCUGCAGUCGCUUAACAUGGUCAAGUACUGGAAAGGCCAACAUGUCAUCUGCGUCACUCCCAAGCUGGUGGACGAGCACCUCAAGAGCGCACAAUAUAAGAAACCGCCCAUCACCGUGGACACGCUGUGCCUCAAGUGGGCGCCCCCCAAAAACAAGCAGGCCAAGUUAUCCAAGAAGUGAGUCAAUGUUGAAAUGCAACUUUUGUAAAUAUGUGUUCUACUCGCCUUUUUAACCCCUGACCCAUUUUCAUGCCUGAAAUCCAUUAAGCUUACUGUCAGCAAGCUGUUUUUUUUUUUUUUCCCCCCAAUUUCAAGAAAUCUAAUUGACUUGAAGCACAGGCAGAUCAUUUCUAGUAGAUUUCCACUAAAAACAAAGGAAUUCAACUAGUUUUAAGGAGGUGUGCUUUUGCUGUGCACAUGCUAGUAUUCUGUUUCCGCAACCCCCGACCCCAGGCAUUGCCAUGUCAUUUUAGAAUUAUGAAAUCCUAAUGCUUGACAUGAAUUGUAAUAAGCAAUUAUUUGACAAACACCACAUUGUUACAUGACAUUGUCAGUUGUUGGUUUAUUUGCAAUAAAUUAAAAAAUCAUUUUAUAACAAAGGAAAACAAUUCAUUUCUAUGAGCUUUUAUAUCAUAAAUUCCCGAUUCAGUGGGAUACAAAUAAAUUAACACAAUGCUAGUCAUGUAUUUUAUACAUAUACAUACAGUGGUACCUCAAGAAAAUUCAUUUAUCGAAACUUUUUGCUUCAUAUUACGAAAAUGAUUCAUCAUACGAAAGAUAAUUCCCAUUCACAGCAAUACAAUAAUGUAAAUACUCGUUAUUCUAAUACGCAGACGAGGUGUGAAAAUCAUGCUCAAAUGUUUAAUGAGCUGUUUCAUCCAGUUGCGCAGUAUAGAGUACGCUUCUUUGUAUAUAUGGCCCCAAGGGUAACAUAUGCACGCUGGU
This is a messenger RNA of Corythoichthys intestinalis (scribbled pipefish), 2670 nucleotides long. It is a transcript of the gene kat8, whose product is annotated as K(lysine) acetyltransferase 8. The record is from RefSeq and is a predicted model, not a curated record. Bases 473 to 1906 code for a protein of 477 amino acids. Gene Ontology annotation, biological process: positive regulation of transcription by RNA polymerase II; negative regulation of DNA-templated transcription. Lineage: Eukaryota; Metazoa; Chordata; Actinopteri; Syngnathiformes; Syngnathidae. The transcript is spliced from 11 exons. Gene Ontology annotation, cellular component: MSL complex; chromatin. Gene Ontology annotation, molecular function: histone H4K16 acetyltransferase activity; transcription coregulator activity.